Lymnaea stagnalis (great pond snail) is the source of this 1029-nucleotide messenger RNA. Lineage: Eukaryota; Metazoa; Mollusca; Gastropoda; Lymnaeidae. The record is from the annotation of a GenBank genome assembly.
AUGAUCUCAUUCUAUGAUCACCUUAUCACCAUGGGGGCCAUCACUCUCGUCCGGAGCCUUCUCUGCGUCUUUGGAAUCAUUGGAAAUGUGAUAACGAUAAAGGUCUUCCUUGACAUCGGCGUCAAAAACGGAGUGACUGCAUCCUUUUUAUUCCUGUCAUGCGCGGACCUCGCCUACCUUGUGUCCGUACUCGUCCACUCCGUGGCGUACGGGCUUCACCUGUAUGAAGAACAGACCAGUUACCGGACGUGGUUUGCCGUUAAACCGUUCGCCGUAUUUGUGUACUUUGCGAACGUCGCCAGCUGUCCGUACAUGGUGACCGUUCUGACCACCAUGUUUUUAUCGGUCGUCCGAUGCCUGGGUGUAUCCCAACCGCUUAGAUUCAGAUCAAGUAUCACGAGGACAAAUGCCUUGUGGGUACUGUUUGCAUUUUUAGUCCUAGCCGUGGGCAGCAGUGUUCCGUUGCUGGCGUUCAUGGGGAUAGUGACCCAGUUUGACGAGCGAAUCAACAUGUCGCGGCCCUCGUUGUGGGUCUCACCACUGAGGCAGUGGGUCAAGGACGUUACCUUUGUGGUCAGAGACGCCAUCUUGCCGCUCGUCACGGAGCUCGUGCUGUCUGUUUGUGUAGUCGUCAUGGCAACGUCUUUGCGUUCAGCAUCAAAAUUCCGCAGCCUUCACGCAUCAGAAUCGUCUAACAUUCCCGAACAAACUUCAUCAUAUGACCCUAAAAAUGAAACUAGGUCACGUUCCAGUCGAUUGAAAGUAGGAUCAACUCACCUCCGGGGUAGAGAUCUUCAAGUCGUCCAGCAGAUGUUGCUGUUAUCCGCAGCGUGCCUCAUCUGUCACACUCCCAAGAUCACUUACAACUGUGUGAAACUGUUUUUGCCAGACAUUUCCGAUGUUCUUCUGGCCAAUGGAAUCAGAGACUUCUUUCAGUCCAUCAACUGCAGUGUGACGUUCCUGAUCUACAACAAGUUUAAUUCAAAAUUUCACAAACGUGUCGCUUUUAAGGCAUUGGUUCAUACUUGA